ACAGCUAUGAGUCGCCAGACUGCUGUAGUGCUGCCCUCCAGGUGCACCCCCUCCCAGCAAGUCCCAUUGCUGUCCAUCACCACGAUCUCCGACCGCUAUCUGGUUAGUCUGUUCGAGUGCCCUGUGUGCUUCGACUAUGCUCUGCCCCCCAUACUGCAGUGCCAGAGCGGCCACAUGCUCUGCAGCAACUGCUGGCCCAAACUCACCUUCUGCCCCACCUGCCGAGGCCACCUGGGCUACAUACGCAACCUUGCGAUGGAGAGGGUGGCCAACUUGCUGCUGUUCCCCUGCAAGUAUGCCUGGUCGGGCUGCAAGGACACGUUGUCGCACAUGGAAAAGGCUGAGCACGAGGAGCUGUGCGAGUUCCGGCCGUACUCCUGCCCCUGCCCUGGGCCCUCCUGCAAGUGGCAGGGCUUUCUAGACGCUGUCAUACCCCACCUUAUGCAGCAGCACUAUGUCAGUAGAGUAGUGCAGAGCCAGAAGGUCACCCUCCACGCCGAAAACAUCAACCGACCAGACGGUGUGACCUGGCUGAUCAUGCAAUCCUGCUACGGCUUCCACUUCAUUGCGGUGCUGUUGAAGGGGGAGUUGUAUGAGAGCCAACCUGAGUUCUUUGCCAUUGUGCAGCUCAUUGGCACGGCCAAGCAGGCCGAGAAAUUCGCCUACUGCAUUGAGCUCAACAGCCACAGCCACCGGCUCACCUGGGAGUCCCCGACCAGCUCCAUCUACGAAGACGUCGUCAAUUUGGCAGACGACACAAACUGCCUGAUGUUCGACAUGUGCACCGCACAAAUGUUUGCCAAGAAUGGGAACCUGGAUGUCAACAUCACCAUCUACAUGUGUUGA
Molecule: messenger RNA, 846 nt
Organism: Megalops cyprinoides (Indo-Pacific tarpon)
Lineage: Eukaryota; Metazoa; Chordata; Actinopteri; Elopiformes; Megalopidae
Product: E3 ubiquitin-protein ligase SIAH1A-like
Exons: 1
Coding region: 7-846 (279 amino acids)
Biological process (GO): proteasome-mediated ubiquitin-dependent protein catabolic process; multicellular organism development
Cellular component (GO): cytoplasm
Molecular function (GO): ubiquitin protein ligase activity; zinc ion binding; ubiquitin conjugating enzyme binding
Source: RefSeq, a predicted model, not a curated record